Onychostoma macrolepis is the source of this 2180-nucleotide messenger RNA. RefSeq names its product arachidonate 5-lipoxygenase-activating protein (gene alox5ap). The record is from RefSeq and is a predicted model, not a curated record. NCBI's taxonomy places the organism in Eukaryota, Metazoa, Chordata, Actinopteri, Cypriniformes, Cyprinidae. Gene Ontology annotation, cellular component: membrane; endoplasmic reticulum; nuclear envelope. The transcript has 5 exons. Gene Ontology annotation, biological process: leukotriene biosynthetic process. Bases 223 to 765 code for a protein of 180 amino acids. Gene Ontology annotation, molecular function: enzyme activator activity; leukotriene-C4 synthase activity; glutathione peroxidase activity.
UCACUCAAGACUCAGACUCAGAUGCUUAAACUUUAUUUUGUCCAAAAAUACCAGUUGACACUAGGAUGAGCUGUGAAAUGGAAAAUGCAGCUAUACUAGGAGCAAGUUUUCUACACUCAGAUAUUUAGUUUCAAAAAGCACAAACUGUGCUAUUUCACCAUGAAGCAGAAGUGAUGGUGUUUUAGUGAACCUCCCAUCAGGAAAUGCAUCAGUUUAGUGGCGAUGUUAUCUGUGAUGCUAAAAAUUAUCAGACGGCAUUCUGAGGCAGACCCGCAGUGCACACUUGAGAUCAUGUAUGUUACAGUGAUGGACAACAUUUUCUUACUUGUGCUGGUCACUCUUCUCAGCGUCGUUCAGAAUGUGUUCUUCGCCUUAAAGGUUGAGAAAGAGUGCACCGGUCAACAUUCUAAGCAUCAUUCUGCAGUGUUUGAGCGCUUGUCUUGUGCGAAUCGAAACUGCAUGGACACGUACCCCACAUUUCUGGCAGUACUGUGGUGCGCUGGUAUCUGCCUCAGCCAAGCUCCAGCUGCCUUUUCUGGCAUUAUCUACCUUGUGGUCCGGCAGAAGUACUUUGUUGGCUACAUGGGGCAGACUUGCCAGAGCACUCCUGGCUUCCUGUUCGGGAAACGCAUUCUCUUCUUCCUGUCACUCAUGUGUGUCGUGGGAAUCAUAAAUCACCUGCUGCUCACCUAUGGUGACAGUGACUACAAAGAGUACAUCCAGACCAUCACCAAAGCAGCGUCAACACUUUUGCUUUUGCCCUGAACUGUGCCAGACAGAUUUUUCUGCAGCUGAAACAGUAGUGCAAACACAUCAGCAUAGAUAAACUCUUUCGGUUAAUGGUUUUUCAGUUAGUCAGAGGAUGUGGCAAGAACAGUGCAUUCACAGUGAUGGUCACAGAGGCAUUUAAUUGCAAUAUGAUGUGUACAUAUUACAAAGCUUUACAAAACAACAAAAGAAGACUGUUUUUACUGUAAAUAUACCAGUAUAUGGUAUUUGAAGAAAUGUUUUAAAUGGGUCAUUUCAUGCUUUAGUUUUUUCAUUGAGGUCAACAUGUAAGGUUAGGAAAGAUUUCUCAAAAAAAUGUUUCAUUUCACACCUCUCUCUGAGCGUUAGAUUUAAAGGGUCAGUUUUUUGUUACUGUGCCUUUAAAAAUGCCAAGUUCUGCUCAUGCACCGGAUUCCAGGUUUCCUGUUGUGUGAAAUAUAGUUCAGCAAAAUCCUCAGCCUCUUUGCAAAAUCUGCAUUACGUGACAGGGAAACAAAAUAAAUAGUGAUGAAAUGUCAGACUGAAAUUAUCAGGGUAUAACUGCACAUAGGGCUGGGCGAUAUGGCCUAGAAUUAUCACGAUAAAAUGUUCAUAUCAAUCGAUAACGAUAAUUAUCACGCUAAAUUUCAAAUCUUUUAUUACCUCAUUUUUAUUUGUUCAAAUGUAAUUAUUCUGACUGUUUUAGUUUUAUUAACCACUGGUUGUAAAUUUAAAUAAACACUUAGCUUAAUCACAAAAAAUAAAUGUAAUUAUAUUCCCUUACUCCGUUAAUACAUUUAAUUCAUGUCUACGUUAAUAAUAGCAUAACAUUUCUUCUGAUUACCCCACAUUUCUGCCACAAUACCAUGGUGCAGUUAGUACUACUACAGUAAAUCCAUGGUAAAUGAUGGCGAUUUGUAGAUUGAAACGCCUUCUGACUGUAUCGUUGCACAGUGUUUCAAUAAUUACGUCACAAUAAUUAUCAUUAUCGUUUUAUCGCCCAGCCCUAACUUUGCACGUUUCUAUUGAUUCUCUGCAAGUAUAUGCAGAGCUGUAGGUGCUACACACAGCCAGAAACAGCACAAGAAAUGUGUAAACUUUAGAGCGUAACCUGAUGUUAGAUAAUGUAUCUAUUUGUUUGGCUUGAUUUCAGUUAUCCUAAAAGAUAAAGAGAAUUUUUAUUCCUCAUGAUAUGACCUAUUAAAACAAUGAAUGGAACACAUUCGGGCGCUUUUGCAUAGAGUGACCCAUUUAAAAAAAGUAUUGUAAAAUCUUGAGUUUGCUAGUUUACAAUGUGAGGAUUUAUAAAAUUGACCUAUAUGCUUUAACAGAAUUAUAAUUAAGAUUAAGUUCCAGUGAUCGCCAUUUCUUUAUGAUUUUUUGUAUUACUGCUGACAUGAGCAAAAUAAAGUUUUAUUUACAGUAAAAUUGUU